Phacochoerus africanus (Common warthog) is the source of this 2698-nucleotide messenger RNA. RefSeq names its product histone deacetylase 10 (gene HDAC10). Bases 243 to 2276 code for a protein of 677 amino acids. Gene Ontology annotation, molecular function: histone deacetylase activity. The record is from RefSeq and is a predicted model, not a curated record. Lineage: Eukaryota; Metazoa; Chordata; Mammalia; Artiodactyla; Suidae. Gene Ontology annotation, cellular component: histone deacetylase complex. The transcript is spliced from 19 exons. Gene Ontology annotation, biological process: chromatin organization.
UUGCGGCAGCCGGAGGCGGGGCGGUUCCAGGUCCCAGGACGAGGAAGCCGGAAGCCGAGUCCCAGAGACACCUUGUCAACCCUUCCCCGCUGGGGCCUGCGGCCUCCUUCCCGUCUGUGCCCGCGGCCCCGGCCCCAGGCGUUGGGCUGCAGAGUGGGACGGGCAGUGCCCUCACCUGCCUGUGAGCGGUAGCGUCCUGCCCAGCCCGCAGAGGACGGCCCCAGAGUGAACGCGGCCGGGCCAUGGGGACCGCACUGGUGUACCACGAGGACAUGACGGCUGCGCGGCUGCUGUGGGACGACCCCGAGUGCGAGAUCGAGCGUCCUGAGCGUCUGACCACAGCUCUGGAGCGCCUGCGGCAGCGCGGCCUGGAGCAGAGGUGCCUGCGGCUGGUAGCCCGAGAGGCCUCGGAGGCGGAGCUGGGCCUGGUGCACAGCCCCGAGUACGUGGCCCUGUUGCGGGGAACCCAGGCCUUGAGCACUGAGGAGCUCCAGGCCCUAUCCAGACAGUUCGACGCCGUCUACUUCCAUCCGAGUACCUUCCACUGUGCCCGGUUGGCCGCAGGGGCUGCUCUGCAGCUGGUGGAUGCAGUGCUGGCGGGAGUUGCACGCAACGGGCUCGCCCUGGUGAGGCCGCCUGGGCACCACAGCCAGAGGGCCGCCGCCAAUGGAUUCUGCAUGUUCAAUAGUGUGGCCAUAGCAGCCAAGCAUGCCCAGCAGAAACAUGGACUGCACAGGAUCCUCAUCGUUGACUGGGACAUCCACCAUGGUCAGGGCACCCAGUAUAUCUUUGAGGAUGACCCCAGCGUCCUUUACUUCUCCUGGCACCGCUAUGAGCACGGGCGCUUCUGGCCCUACCUGCGAGAGUCCGAUGCAGACACCGUCGGCCGCGGGCGGGGCCUUGGCUUCACGGUCAACCUGCCCUGGAACCAGGUCGGGAUGGGAAACGCUGAUUACAUGGCCGCCUUCCUGCAGGUGCUGCUGCCCUUGGCCUUUGAGUUCAACGCCGAGCUGGUCCUGGUUUCGGCAGGGUUUGACUCCGCAAUCGGGGAUUCCGAGGGGCAGAUGCAGGCCACGCCCGAGUGCUUCGCCCACCUCACGCAGCUGCUGCAGGUGCUGGCUGGUGGCCGGGUCUGCGCUGUGCUGGAGGGCGGCUACCACCUGGAGUCCCUCUCCCAGUCCGUGUGCAUGAUGGUACAAGCGCUGCUCGGCGACCCCGCCCCGCCGCUCUCAGGGCCCAUGGCUCCGCAUGGCAGCGCCCUGCAGUCCAUCCAGAGUGUCCGGGCAGCGCAGGCCCCUCACUGGAUGAGCCUCCGGCAGCAAGGUGUGGCCCCUGUACUGAGUUCCAGCACUCGCUCCCCGGGGCAGGAGCCCUCGCCUCCAAUGCCUGCGGGGCCUGAGUUCAAGACAGCAGCAGCCCAGGCCGUGGCUGCGCUGAGCUCCCUCCUGGACCAGCUACGCCUCCGUCCCACGCCCCCUGUCCGCACUGCUCUUGCCUUGCCUGCGCCACUGGACGGUGACCUGGUCCUGCCCCAUGACGUCCUCUGUCAGGAGGGGUCAGCCCCACAGGAGGAGACGCAGGCCUGGGCCAGGCCACACGAGGCCCUGGCCCAGGAUAAGGCCCUCUCUGCACUUGGGAGGGUCCUGCACCUCUUGGACAGGAUCCUGGAUGGGCAGGUGAGCAGCGGCAUCGCAGCCACCCCAGGCCCUGCUGUAGCUGCCACCCUGGACGUGGCCAUUCGGUGUGGCCUGUCCCACGGAGCCCAGAGGCUGCUUUGUGUGGCUGUGGGACAGCUGGAUCGGCCCCCCGAUCUCACCGAUGACGGGGGGACUCUAUGGCUGAACGUCGGGGGCAAAGAGGCAGCUGCCCUGUCCAUGUUCCACGUCUCUGUGCCACUGCCAAGGACAACCGGUGGGUUCCUGAGCUGUGUCCUGGCCCUGGUGCUGCCCCUGGCCUACAGCUUCCAGCCUGACCUGGUGCUGGUGGUACUGGGGCCUGCUCAUGGCCUGCAAGACCCCCAAGCUGCACUCCUGGCUGCACUGCUUCGGGGCCCAGCAGGGGGCCGAGUCUUGGCCCUUGUGGAUGAGGAGUCCACACCCCAGCUUGCGGUGGUCCUGGCCAGGGUGCUGCAUGGAGAGGCACCCCCCAGCCUGGGCCCCUUCUGCACGGCCUCCCUAGAGACCAUGCAAGCCCUGAUGCACUUGAGGGGGCAGCUGGAGCCACAGUGGAAGAUGCUGCGAGUGGCCGGUGAGACUGGGAGGCCAGGCUCAGCCUGAAUGUUGGGGCCUUGGGCGAUAGCAGCCUUAGAGCUGUGGGGAGAGGGGCUCCUGUUCCGGGAAUGAGGUGCUGCCCUGAACCAGCUUACAGCUGUGUCAGGCUGCUUGCGCACCUCUUCCCAGCUCCUCCUUGAGUGCCCUGACCUGGUGGCUUGAAAUCGGCCAGGGUGGGACUAUUUACACCCCGAAAAAGGCACUACGAAGCAGUCUCCCAAGAGCCUGCAGGUGACCAUUCACCAGCACGCCUCUGCCUGAGGCCCCUGUCCGGAGGUCUAGGCUCCAAGGCUGCCAGGACCCUGGCUCCGGGGCUCUGUGACCCCUGCAGCGGCCUGGAACCCCCCUUCCCGCGACCCGCCUCUGCGCAGACCGCUCGCCCCUCGCUUCUCCGCGCCGCCGAAUCAGUAAACAUCCGUUCUGCGAAA